GGUUUGCAAUGUGCCUCAUUCGAUCGACUGUUGGUUGAAAAUUUGCUGAAGGACUACAAUACGGAUGUGAGACCAGUUGAGAAUACGUCACAAGUACUCGAGAUUUCACUGGGCCUUCAGCCAUAUAGAUUGCUCAGAGUGGUAAGCGCGAAAUUCUUUUUUGCUGUUUCUGUCGUUUUGUUUGUCAUGAUCACUAAUGCAAUUAGAGGCGCCGUUCUUCAAACACCCCUUUCACUAAUUGCAUCAGUGCUUCCCUUCCGAUAGUUGAGAGAAAAUAUCAGGAAAUAAAGUAAGAAGAAACAGAAAUGAUGGUUUCUUAGACUAGAUAUUGUGAAAUCUAGCGAGGUCAACGCAAGAUAUACCUUGAUUCUAAGUUAUUCCGAAAAGAUACAAAUUGUGCCUCGUGCCAGAUAACGUUUAAGGCUCGAUUAAAGACUUCCUUGUUGUUUUGUGAGUGGCAAAUGUUCAUAGUAAGGAUGGUACAAACCCAUUCCUGUCCUCUGUGCAUAUAGUGACCCCUUCCCGCCCCGCUUUUUGCCAAAUUUUAAAUAAGCGCCCGGGCGCUUAUUUGAGGAAUACGGCAUCCUUCUUUAGCUUCUGUUAAAAGAGUUUUGAUGUGUUUUGAAUUUUCCCAGUUAUGUGAAAUUCGUCUUCAUUCAUUGUCUUUCCAGGAUGAGGUUGAGCAGCUUGCGCGGAUGAGCCUUUGGCUUAGACUGGUCAGUGGGUGCUCUUUAUUUUAAUUAUAUGACAAGCUGAAUGAGAAAAUAAUGGGAAGUUAUUUUCUCUAACUUGUUCCUGCUCAUGAUCUUUUUGAGGCUGACACAUAAAUGAAGACACCAUGAACAUUAUUCUGCUUGUUUGAUUUUAUUCUAUGAAAUAAGUAGAUAUUAUGUUGGCGAGGGUCUCCACAGUAUUAGAUCAUUCACAGAGGAAGUGAAAAUGCACUAGAAACAUCAGUGACACACUCGGCUACGCCUCAGUGCCAAUUUUUUUAUUUCUACCACAUUUUGACAUGGAAUAUGUUUGUGUAACUCGUUACAUAACUAGUGUUGUCUGUCUCUUUGUCCAAAUUGUCUCCGUCCUUCUUUCUGAACUGUCUGUCAGUUUUUUUGUAGUUUGACUCCUUGGCCUAUCCGCCUACCCCUUCUUCUAUAUGAUAAUCCGUUUUAUCAUACGCUUGUCUGUGCAUGUGUCUGUCUGUCUUUUUUUUCCAUGGAGUAAUCAACAAUUAAAAAUCUAUCUUUGCUGGCAUAUUGUUCGGAACAUACUAUUUGCACGCUUUGCAGACCUGGCAAGAUCGGUCCUUGAUUUGGAGUCCUUCGCAGUAUGGAAACCUGACGCGUAUUAACUUACCAGUAGAUACGAUCUGGACACCACCCGUAGGACUAUUAAACUCGUGAGUAAAAACACUUGUUUCUUCAUUGUCCAUUACUAAGUUUGGAAAACUCAAAAUUAUUACAAUGUUUGGGAGAGGCGAGGACAAAACGAAUACAGUGCUGUAUUCUGGGUCGAGAUGUCCAGGUGCGAAACCUGGCCCGGUCAUAGCGUUUUGUUCUUGGAUAAGACACUUGACUCUCGUAUUCCCUAAAUCCAACAAGGCGUAUGAAUGGCUAUCAGCGAACUAUCAGGGAAGCCUCCUAAAGUGCUGGUGGGGGGGAUCUUUGAAGAAUUAGCACCCAUCCAAGUAGAGGUAAAGUCUGUGCUCAAGCCGGAGCUUAAUAUGCCAGUUUCUAUAGCAUUAAGUGACAAGGAGUAUCACCACUCCCCCCUGUAUGGGAUGCCAGUUCAUCCCAAGGUUACCCUCAGGCACUUCAUCAGGCUUUCCUGACAAUUUUUCAGUACUCCUGGAUGGAGAGAUACACUGUGAGUAUACAGCACAAUGACCCGGCCAGGCCACGAACCCAGACUUCUCGACCUGGAGUCUAGCGCACUUACCAUGAGACCGUCCCCCACAGCUUCUAUCCAGGGGGGGUAAGCAAUAUUCCUGAUCGCGUCUUUCUGCGGUUUCCGGAGGAGGGGAGUUGGGGAAUAAGCUCCGGCCAGAGGUGCUUCUUACCUAGAUUGUUGUCUUUACCCACCUUUCAAACAAUUUACUUACAGGCUUGAGUCACGUUUUGCCCCGCUUUUUGAAAGUUCUGACGAUGGUCUGAACGUCUUAGCCGAGAUUCGAUAUGACGGCCAAAUCAAAAUAGCCGUGCCGACAAUCCUCAGUAUCUCGUGCCUAAUGGACAUGACCAUGUAUCCGUUUGAUAUUCAAAGAUGCAACCCUAAAUUCGGUGAGUCCACGUUCAGCUGAACUCCUUCGUUUUCUUGCUUCUCGCUAAAAUGAUUUUAAGAUUUCACAUUCUUGCUCCUUGCAAACACGAUUUUAAGACUGGUAAACAAACAUUCAGGAACACGAUAAUUUGUUUUUCUAAACUGAGUUGAUAGUGGCCACCGUAAGGAGCCUUAGCCUCUUACCCUUCUCUCCACCAACGCAGCUUAUCUUUAGAUACUUGCCCCCCUUUUAUUCAGGAACAUGGGCGUACACGAACAAGGAUCUGAAGUUCUCAGCAGAUGUCAAAUCAUCAAUACUGGCCGAGUCAAAGGAGGCUUUUGCGUCCUCAGCUGGUUGGUCAGUUAUGGAAUACCGCGGUAAACAACCUCUUUUUACAGUUGAAUUUGACAAGUUUUGUUUCUUAUGAUUCCCAUGACAACUUAACCAAGCAACAUGGCUAACUGAAAACGUCCUUAAGCCCUAAACAUGGAAAUGAAGAGUGACCGAUUCGAGAAGGUCUCUUUUGGUUAUUUAAGCCUUUCAAGAUAUCAUCCAUAUGUUUUAAGUGCAAUAGGAAAUCAUAUUCUGAGCUGCAUCGGCUCAAAUUGCUCAAUCAAAGGAGAUGUACUUUGAUUUACCAAAAAUAAUAUGUGACUUCCUUUCUCUAUUCAACUAAGCCAGAUGUUCGAGCAAAAGUCAACUUUCCUUCACCCUUCUGAGUUUUAGCAAAACUUUAUCAGCGAGAAUAUGUUAAUGCGGAAAGGUUUUAUGGAACUCAGUUAAGAAACAACUGAACGCAUGAGACCGCGGACGCCCUGGCGAAUUACAUAUGACUACCGAAAUUUACAACUUAACAAAGGAAAUCUCAAAACAAAGAUCUCUCAACACAAAAUGCUUUCCCUUAACGGACAUACUUAAUAACAAGUUUUGCAAAUAAAUUUACGAGGAUAAACGUCCCUUUGUAAACAGCUGUUGACCAGCAUGACAACGACACUAACACAAGUCCUUCCGUGACAUUCACCAUGCAGCUAAGACGUCACACAACGUAUUACAUUGUGAUCCUAUUUUUGCCGUGUUUAUCGAAUGCAAUGCUGACACUUCUCGUUUUCCUCCUUCCGACGGAGACUGGGGAGAGAAUUGGUGUUGGUAUCAACACUCUCUUCAUCAUGUGGGUCAAUUAUUUAAGGGUAAGUAUGACGUAGUGCGGGGAAGGCUGUAACGUGGACUCUGGUGUAAGGGAACUGGGUUUUUAGGGACCUGUCAUUAAUUAUCCCAGAGGGAUGGGGGUCGGGAGAUUUUUGGGAGGAUUACACGGUUUUUAGGGUAAACAGAGGGGGGAUCAGAGAAGAGUAUAAAUGGGGGAUUGAAGAAAAUUGACUGCCAAUUAACUGCCAGUUGGGGGUUGGGAUCACAAGGAAAUUACAGAGUCUUCUGGGGGUAUCAGCGAUAAAAAAAUGACUGACUCCUUAAGUUCAGUCCUGGACGAUUAUUGCUUGUAAUUUCUAUGCUAUUUUCAACAGUUUUUAGCAGUUUUUAGAGUAUUUUUGUUUUAAUAGGUACUAUCUUUUAGAUAUUUUUAUAAUAAUUUCCUAUUUCUUAGUUUUUAAUUCCUAAUCAGCUGGACCUUGUUGAUAACAGUACUUUUGUAUUGAAGGCUUAUCCUGGAUAAAUAUUUCGAUGAUUAUUAUUACGAUUAUUAUGAUGAUGAUGAUGAUGAUGAUGAUGAUGAUGAUGAUUAUUAUUAUUAUUAUCAUUAUAAUCAAUGAGUCUAACGACUGUGUUUUUGAGCAAAGCAAAAAUCUUUACCCUGGCAGUGCCUCUUUCCACCCAGGAAUAGAACUAGUUACCAGAGCUAACUCAGGAGACCUGAGGUCUAAAUUUUAUCUUGGGCGAUUAAGUUAUUAAAAGUAUCUAUCUUUAAAUGGAUUCCCUUUUUUUUUAUCUAUUUAGGCAUUAAAUAGGAUGCCUAAGAGUCCAGAUCUGCCUGUUUUCUGCAAGUUUUCUUACUUUGUAAUGUUCGAGUGCGUUUGUGCUAUCGCUGUUUCCUGUCUCCUCAUUUCCCUCUAUCACAUGAAUGUUCAUAUAGAAAUGCCUGAUUGGGUCAAGGUAAGAUGCCAAAGAUAAUUUUUUCCCUUUUGCAGUUUCUACAAAAACUUUAUUUAUGGUGAUCUCUUUGAUCUGAUUCGCAGUUAUAAAGACUAUUAGCCCAUUCACACCAAAGCUUAAAUAUGUUUUAUGGCUGUUUUGUUAAAGACAGUUGAAUAUUAUUUUCUUCAUAGUAGCUGCUUUAACCGAUGUUUAUCGACUUAAAAUUUAGCACUUUUAAAAUAAAAAGUCUGUGAAUACUUCAAACUAAUGGAAAAUUCAGUUUUUUUCAUUCAGUUAAACCUGGUUUAACUAAACGAGUUUUGCUGGUGUGAAUGGAAUAUGUGUUAUUAUCACAUAUUGCAGACCCACAUACUAGACAGAUUGGCGUGGCUGGUAUUCUUACGAUCUUCUGUGAAACGUCGCCAAAGGACGGUAGAGAAAUUUAGAAAGGAAGGUAUGCUUGCCUAUCCCAAUCAUGAUUUUGGAAAACACACGAUUGUACUUUUAUGAAAACCGUGCAUAGCACAAAGCAUAAAAAUCUAAUCCAGAGUCGUAGCUAGGGAGGGGGCCCUUGAGGUACCUGUGUCCCCUCUGCUUUGUGAGAUUAUUUUUUCCCUUUUUUAAGUCAGCAACAGACAGAUCUUAUAACUCAAAUGGGGAAACGCGUGAAUACGAGCCCACCAACACACAAGCUAAAGCAGCGGGAUAAACCAUUCACGCAAGCUGAGCGUAAAUUCGUUUCCACGCCCGUUCAGCUGCGAGAUCAUGCUACGAUCAAUUCGAAGUUUCUAUGGAAUCUAAGUGAUUUUGCUUUGUUUUCAGCCGAACAGUUCCGCUCAAGGUUUGGAGGCAGUACUUACCAUAAGAUAACAAUAGGACUGAAUCUGUUCGUUGACAACUCGCUCAAGGAGUUUGAGACAUUUUGGCGACGAGAAGAAUGGCGCCUUGUCUCACUUGUCUUGGAAAGAUUUUUUACUUAUUUCUUUUUGUUUACAGUUCUUAUUUCUUUUUUUGUUUUUGCUGCAACUGUGUGGUAA
Molecule: messenger RNA, 5382 nt
Organism: Pocillopora meandrina
Lineage: Eukaryota; Metazoa; Cnidaria; Anthozoa; Scleractinia; Pocilloporidae
Source: the annotation of a GenBank genome assembly